UUAAUUGGCUUACCUGAUGUAGCCUACUUACGUGAUGGCAAACUUUGUUGACAUGUUUCACAAGGGAAAAACUUUCAGGCCCAGGAAGAAGUUUGAACCUGGGACUCUAAAGUAUUCCCUCCACAAACGAGCUCAAGCAUCCCUGAAUUCUGGAAUAAACUUGAAACAAGUCGUAAGGCUUCCACGUGGUGAAGAUCUGAAUGACUGGGUUGCAGUUCAUGUGGUUGAUUUCUUUAACCGCAUCAACUUGAUCUACGGAACUGUCACUGACUUUUGCCGAGAGGAUACUUGUCCUACAAUGUCAGGAGGGCCAAAAUUCGAAUACCUGUGGGCUGACAGAUCUAAGUACAAGAAACCGACUCAUCUUCCUGCUCCACAGUACAUUGCUCUACUAAUGGACUGGGUGGAGACACAGAUUAAUAACGAUGAAGUUUUUCCUGUUACUGUUGAUGUUCCCUUCCCUAAGAACUUCAUUCCUACUUGUAAGAAGAUUCUUACACGGUUGUUCAGAGUGUUUGUUCAUGUCUACAUACAUCAUUUUGAAAGUUUGGUAGCUAUUGGAGCUGAAGCCCAUGUGAACACAUGCUACAAACAUUUUUACUAUUUCAUCAGAGAGUUUGAUCUUGUGAGUCGACGAGAACUAGAACCAUUGGCAGAAAUGACGAGAAGAAUUUGUAAAGAUCAGCUUCAGAAGAGGUAAAGACAAUCCUGGACGUUGACUCCUGCAGGAUCACUCUUACCAUAAUGUUUAGUCUAGAAUCUUCAGGUUGCAUGGUAACACUUGUUAAUUUGUGCACAUUGUAAUUCUGGUUUGAAAGUUAUGAAUUUGGUUGUAUGUUAGAGAUGUGUACACUGCUAGUGUUGAUACCUCCUUUAGCUAAAAUGCAGUGUGAGUAAUCGGUUCUAGUCGUGCUCCGUACAGUCACUUCAAUCUGUAUUGUUCAGUGUUUAUAGUUGUAAUCAACUUGAGGGGGUUACUUGGAUUAGUAACCACCAAUAGGUGAUGGCUUUAUAAAAAAUGAUCUAUUUUUAUACUUUUAGAAGGUUUAAAACUGUCUUUCCAUAGCUUCAUGUAUUGUUGUACCAUUGUUUAAAAAACAUCAAAGCAGUUAAGUCUGUGUAGUGCUACAAUACAGCUAUGCAUUUCAACUACGUACAGGUAAAUAAUAAAACAUGUCUAGAAGUGAAUAGUCAAGCACUGAAGAUGUCAAAAAUACUACUUAAAAUGGUCAUUAAAUUAGGAGUGAAAGUUGAAAUCAGCGGAGGCAGAAUCAUUUCUUACGUGACACAAGAUCUUACAUCUUGGAUCUCUAGCUAUUAUUCUGAGGUAUAUCGUGAUCAUCUUUGCACUUACAAAGAUUUUAGGGAUUGUUCUAAUUCUGUGUUAUUUUACUUAUAAAACCCAGACGUCAUGUUACAAGUAUGAUAGAACUUUAGUAGAUAUAUAUAUUUUUAAUUAUAUUGUUAUGGAUGAUUCUCUGACUUUCUAUCAGAUAUUUUCCAACUUGAAUACUUUUAUAAGGUGUAUGUUCUAGAUAAUAUUGUAAAAAUAAUCUAAUGAUUAGUAAUUUUAAUUUCUUUUGUACACAAAAUGUGAACUUUAAUCAAGAGUGUUUUAUGGAAUCAUUUUGUGAAUUUUAAUAGUCUGUAAUUCUUGCAAAUUACCUGUGUUUAAUAUCAAAUCUUGUUCUAGAAUUCUUAAGAAUUAUAAUUUUAAAAUCUUCAAUGGUAUUAACAUUUCUCUUAAGUUCAGCCAUCAUGUUGAAUAAGUACAUCACCUUUCUGUAUCUACCUUUACCAGCCUUUUUUUUGAAAGGUGUUGCCAUCCUCUUGAAUAAGUACAUCACCUUUCUGUAUCUACCUAUACCAACCUUGUUCUUGAAAGGUGUUGCCAUCUUUUGGAUAAGCACAUCACUUUUCUGUAUCUACCUAUACCAACAUUUUUGUGAACUCCCAAAAAUAGAAGUUGGAAAUGCGUUUAGAUAAAUAAUUAU
Molecule: messenger RNA, 1994 nt
Organism: Limulus polyphemus (Atlantic horseshoe crab)
Lineage: Eukaryota; Metazoa; Arthropoda; Merostomata; Xiphosura; Limulidae
Product: MOB kinase activator-like 3
Exons: 7
Coding region: 35-700 (221 amino acids)
Biological process (GO): positive regulation of protein phosphorylation; signal transduction
Cellular component (GO): nucleus; cytoplasm
Molecular function (GO): protein kinase activator activity
Source: RefSeq, a predicted model, not a curated record